Molecule: messenger RNA, 4305 nt
Organism: Sycon ciliatum
Lineage: Eukaryota; Metazoa; Porifera; Calcarea; Leucosolenida; Sycettidae
Exons: 2
Coding region: 429-3113 (894 amino acids)
Biological process (GO): protein phosphorylation
Molecular function (GO): ATP binding; protein kinase activity; protein binding
Source: RefSeq, a predicted model, not a curated record
CUUUCAGGCUAUGUCCUAGUAAGUGAUAUUAGUUGUGCCAGGUCUUUGUAGCUUUCAGUCUUUUCAGGUGAGCGUUGUUUCGAGAGUGUCGCCAAAAGCUGGUGCUGCACGUACCCGAAGCCUGCUGAAGCGCUACAGACCAGUCUCUACUGUACUAGCCAGGGCAUCAGAAUUCAGAUCCGAGCAUCAGAAAGUGUAAGACUAAAAAAUUUGGUAGUGAGUAGCUCAGUCAUUGAACGUCUUUUAUUUACACGAUUACCGGGUGAGUAGUAGAACGUGCCUAGCGCCUACUAGCCCCUCCACGGCGAACACAGCGACACGCGAGCGCUGUCAGUAACCACGUCUGAUAUUUUCGAGACUCGCGGCGAACAAAGGAGGGGGACCUAGCUGAAUUUUCGCUACGUCAAGGUCAGCACCACACAAGACAGAUGGCGGGAAGUCGGUUAGAGAUGAGGAUUCCACCGGGCAGCAAAAUCGAUGCAAAGAUCACUCGCAGCGAACCGAUGCAGCAAGGAAUGUUUUGCGUGUAUGAAGGUGAAUGGUGCGGAGCUGAAGUGCUGAUCAAGUGCAUUCACAGCUCUGUCGCUCAGUCUCUGAUGCCCAUUGGCGCUGAAGCAAAGGAAAAGUUCCACGCCGAGUGCAUCAAACUCGGUAUGGCCAAGCACCCUAAUAUCACCCUGCAGUUAGGUGUUUGCGAGCCUCAGCCACCCUCAACAACGAGUCCCGGCCUUGUGUUCGAGCACAUGUUCUGCACAUUGCAGGAGCGCCUGUCAAUGCCAACACCGUUGGAGCGGCUCGGUGAGGUUCGCAUUGCCAAGGGCGUCAUGGCCGGCUUGGAGUAUUUGCACAGCAAGAAGUGGGUGUACUGCAACGUCUGCCCAAAGACCAUCAUGUUGACAUCAGCAUCGCCCGCAGACUGCACGGCAAAGCUGAGUGAUUUGAUGUUGGUUGUGAAGGAAACAUCGAAGGAUGUUAACGAGGACGUGCCGUUGACUAAAGCCCUCACGCAAGCGACCGACUCUGUCGCAGCGCUCGGCGUCGCCAAGCCGGCAGUCUGUGGGUUCAGAGACUUGGCGUUUCAACCGCCAGAGGUUGUAUCUCAAGUGAUUCUGGCCAGCAAUACCACACCGCCUGAGUCCAGAAGCACUGCAUCGGCGCAAGGGAGUGACUUCACUGGACGCCUGCCCGCAGAUCUGGUGAUCCGGCCCAGCCACGAUAUAUUCUCGUAUGGCGUCACAAUGCUGGGAAUGUGCAGACGCGAGGUCUUCCAUGUCCAGCCGCGCUCCGCACUUCAGGUUGUGCGCAACAUGGAGGACGCGACGAAUGAUCCGCAUCCGCUGCUGCGCUUGAUCAAAGAGUGUGUCACGGAUUGGCCGCCGGCUCGUCCAACUGCAGAGCAGGCAAGUGCAAAACUAUCCCGGAUAGUGCGGGCAGUUGCUCAGUCCGCUGCAAAUGCAACCGCAGGGCCGCAUCAUGCUGACACCAAUCAGAUCUCAGCCUUAAAGAAAGACAUAGAGAUAAGCCGUCAGAAAGCGGCGGAUGCCUGCAACAAGCUUACUGCCAAGGCGAAGGAGAACGGCCGACUCCAGCAACGGCUUCAGCAGCUGCAACUGGAGGAGCCACGCAUCCAGGCGGAACGAGCACAGCAGCGGAAAGCACACGGUGGCGUUACCGACUGCGAAACGUGCGACACACAGCGCGUCGCCCUUCAGCAAAUCAGCAUGGCGCGAGAAGACCUGAAACGAGAGCUCGCCUCCGUCUUACUGGAUCUGGAGGCGGCGAAGCAAGAGCGAGACAGGGAAUUCACUCGCGCUGAAGAAAGCAAGCAAAUCUGGGACAAAUUCACCGAAGAACAGCGGAAAGUGCGUGAAAAGGAUGAGCGCAUCCAACGCCAGCUUGACCGCAUUGAAGAGCAGGAGAAGAGAAGUGUGGAGAUGGCCAAAGCAAUCCAGACACUCUCGGCGGCUGCAUCUCGAGACCGGCAAGUUCUGUUCAAAACCCUGGAGAAGGUUGCCUGCAGAAUGCAGUUCAGCGAGCAGGAGCAGAAAUCGGCAUCAUGCUGCUUGCCCCUAGGCAUCCCACAGACUGGAGUAGUCGAUGAAAAUCCACAGUGGGCGAGACAAGUUGGCGGCAGGGACGCGCAGCUGGAGGACGACAUCGUCCACGUCAGCAGAAAGCCGUGCAUACACGACGGCCGCGUAGUCACCGCCGUGUGGAAGAGAAGCGGCAGCGAGCAGCACACGGUCUGCUUCUUGAGCUCGCCGCUCGACAACCUUCGCGACUGGACGCACGAGGUGUACAGCCAGACUUUGCCGCUGGGAGCCAGCCCGCAGUCGCACCAGUUCGACUUUGUCUCCCACGCCAGGCAGCUGUACUGCCUGGCUUCGUCUGAGGAAGCCGGGCACAUCCGGCUGCUGAGGCUGCAGGAGGCCGCGUCGUCCAGGGAGCGCGGCCGCUGGGUGGAGGUGGAGAAGAGGAACGAGUACCGCGCAGGUUAUGGCGUGGGCGUAGUCGGCGAUGAGCUUUUAAUCAUCGGCGGCACAGCGGACAACGGCGCCGGAGUGCAGGAAGCCAAGCUCAACAUCCUGGCCCUAAACCUGGCACCCGCCGGUGGUCCCGUCUCGCGGUGGCCAGCGUUGCGCAGGACUAUGAGCUGCAAGCAUCCUGAUGUAGUAGUGGAUGGCAAGCAUGUUGCCGUGUUUAACGGCGCGCGUGACGGCGGGCGGCUUCAUACCACCGUCCUGACGCUGGACCAUAGGAGGCCGGCGAGCGAGCGACACUGGACCGCGAACGCCAGCUUCUCCAGCGGCAUUCUGGCCGGAUGCGGUGUAAGUGUGAAGAACGGUUACGUGGUGUUGGCCGGCGGCAUGGAGUACAUGCCGUGGUAUGUGCGCGGCCUGGCCGACUGCCAGCACGCAGUCAAAGUCUACAGUGGCAGAGGACGACGCUGGAUCGACCUCCCCCCGCUCACGGUGUCCAGGACGGCCUGUGCCUUGCUGGCGGACGAUGAGCGAAUCGUUUGCCUCGGUGGCCGCAGUCACGUGACUCGUGAGAAUCCUGAUGGCGUCUUCGUCAAGCACAUUGAAGUCCUUGCCUGGCCUCAGCUCAACUAGUUCCGACGGUGUACAGCUCUAUCACGUCAGUAACAGCUGUGAGUAUAGUGCAGAUGGCCACGUUGGGCAAGAUAUACCUGCCACUUGUUGGACGUAGAAACUGGAGAAAUGCAACAUCCUGGCGUGGGUGUGUGUGCGUGGGGUACUGGAACGCGUUCUGUGUAUGUGUGUGUGUUUUUGUUUGUGUGUGUGUAUGUUUGUGUGUGUGUGUGUGUUUGUGUGUGUGUGUGUAUAUGUGCGUACCGUAUUCAACGACCUACCUCAUAUCUGUCGGCCCCUCGUAUGAGGGGACAUGUGACCGUUUUACGGCAAUGUUCAGGACAGGACAGGUAUAUGUGUGUGUGUGUGUGUCUGAGCAUGCAUGUGUGCGCAAACGUGUAUGCAAAGCUGCAUUAAAGACAGCGUACAGGUACCUGUAACAGGCAAUGGCUCCCCGGCAAUAGUGCAGCUAUGAGCCGCAUCGGCUAAACUAGAAACUGAACUGCCAGUUAAAUAGGCGACGAAAUGAGACCAUUGCUAACGCCACCUUUUUCAAAGGGCUGCGGUGUUCUCUGACUGGCACUGAACAACAAGACAAUUGAGUACUGCUUCAAAGGAGACAGUGUGUUCUAGUCUAGGCUGUAUCUCAUUGGCUUAGUUGUGUGUGAACUCCUUCAGCAUCUUUGAAUUCUAUAUAUCGUUUUAUGCCCCUUGAGAGGGACGUGAGUUUACCGGGUGCUAGCCUUUGGGAACGGACACGAUAAUGUACAUUUCUUUUUUUUAGAGGAACUUGAGAACCUUGAUUGAAAGUAGAUUUGGGAAAAUUUGGUAAAUUUUUGAACUCCUUUUUUCUUCCGAUUCAGAGAAUGCCGUGUUUUAAUAGAAUAUUUACGUCGUUUAGGUAUGAGCUAAAUGUUUUUUCAGUAAUGCACUUCCUAGCAUUACGAUUAUGUGUUUUCUCAAGACCAGGGCCUGGAAAAGGUAGCUUCAUCAGCUCGAGUUUUUUAUAUCUGAAUAUUUAUCAGGAUUGGCGGAAAGCCAGAAUUAAAUAAUAGAACACAUAAAAUGAGGCAAUGUUAUGUAAUAACAAUGUACGCAUACUACUGUUAUUGUCCAGGUAUAUGCCACAGUACAGUGUUGCUCAAUUAUUAUUAUUAUUAUUAUUAUUAUUAUUAUCUUUAUCUGAGGGAUGACCCAGAGGCGGGUAGCCUAU